This is a messenger RNA of Paraphaeosphaeria sporulosa, 579 nucleotides long. RefSeq lists its product as uncharacterized. Bases 1 to 579 code for a protein of 192 amino acids. The record is from RefSeq and is a predicted model, not a curated record. Lineage: Eukaryota; Fungi; Ascomycota; Dothideomycetes; Pleosporales; Didymosphaeriaceae. The transcript is spliced from 2 exons.
AUGGACGCAAGGACCAUCCAUAUACCAGACCACAUCAAGCAAUGUUACCAACAACCGAAUCGACACUACCACAACCUCGGUCAUGUGGCUCACAUGCUACGCCUCGUACCCGACGACCACCCUCACAUGCUAGAGCUGGUCUAUGCUACGUGGCUCCACGACUGUGUGUACGAUCCUAAAGCGGCACACAGCAAGAAUGAAGGGGAGAGUAUCAGGACCUGGAGAUCACAUGUUGAAGAAAAUGAAGGUCUGAGUAAGAUCAAAGAUAUCGUCUCGCUGAUGAUAGAAUGUACCAUGACUCACAAGCCCCCCUACGAACCCCCGGCGGAUGAAGCCCAAAUCGAGUUGAUCAAUCGGUUUCUUGACAUGGACAUGGAUAUCCUGGCGUUCUCACGGGAGGGCUACCUUGGGUACGCGAAGAAGGUCAGGCGAGAGUAUGCACAUCUCACGGACGAGCAGUUUCGGAAGGGUAGGGCUGCGUUCCUCAGAAGCGCGAUAGAUAAAGGGAACGUGUUUCCUUUAGAUGAGAACCCGGGGAAGAAUGAGAUUGCUCUUGGAAACAUGAAGGCCGAGCCUUAA